This is a messenger RNA of Diaporthe citri, 399 nucleotides long. RefSeq lists its product as uncharacterized. The record is from RefSeq and is a predicted model, not a curated record. Bases 1 to 399 code for a protein of 132 amino acids. Lineage: Eukaryota; Fungi; Ascomycota; Sordariomycetes; Diaporthales; Diaporthaceae. The transcript is spliced from 2 exons.
AUGUUGACCCCAGCCACCCUCCAGACGACCCUCCCGCUCCGGCCCCGUGGCGUGGCCCAGGGACCAGUGCAGCCCAGUAAAGUCAAGGGCAUUGCGGCAAAGUGGCACGACUACAUCAGCAAGAGUGACAACGACCUGGACAAGUGGAAGCAACUUUGCAGUGACCUUGGCAAGCCGUCCGACACUUUCACCAGCAAGACGCAGUGCCGAAAGGCACUCAGGGGCGUCUGGGUCAACAUCCACGACUUCCUCGCUGCCGAGAACAAGCCCAAGGACGUCCGUUUCUUCAAGAGCGAGCGUGCCCUGGCGGCAUACACGCGGAAGACGCACAAGGUCUUCCCACGCCGCGACAUCAAGCAAGGAGACCCGCUGCGUGACCUCUUGGCUCACAUCUUGUGA